Messenger RNA from Nematocida minor, 1317 nucleotides. RefSeq names its product phosphoglycerate kinase. Gene Ontology annotation, biological process: gluconeogenesis; glycolytic process. NCBI's taxonomy places the organism in Eukaryota, Fungi, Microsporidia. Bases 1 to 1317 code for a protein of 438 amino acids. The transcript has a single exon. The record is from RefSeq and is a predicted model, not a curated record. Gene Ontology annotation, cellular component: cytosol. Gene Ontology annotation, molecular function: ATP binding; ADP binding; phosphoglycerate kinase activity.
AUGAAAACAUGGACACACGAGGUGUAUGCAGGGAAGAAAACCCUGGGGGACGUUGGCCUAGAGGGAAAGCGUGUUUUUCUGCGCGUGGACUAUAAUGUUCCCUUUAAGGACGGAUUUAUUCUUGAUAAUGCGAAAAUUGCAAAAAGUUUGGCAACUAUUGACUUCCUGCGCAGAAAGAAGGUUUCUUCGAUAAUCAUUGCGUCUCACUUGGGGCGGCCUGAGUGCGAUGCAGAUCCUGCGAACAGCCCUGCAGACGUGAGCAUGCUUCCUGUGCUUGACGAGCUCAAUAGGUGUCUUAUGGAGUCGGAGAUUCCCAUCUCCUUUGAGUUCCAGUACAUGGUGAAGGAGGCUGUAGAUAGCAAAAAACAGUGGAUGUUUGUGCAGAAUCUGCGCAGCCUUAAGGUGGAGAAAGACCAGACAGACGAGGAGAGCAAAGAGCUUUUUGACGAGUUUGUCCGUUUGAACUGCGAUUUGAUGGUUAAUGAUGCGUUUGCUGUGUUGCACAGAUCGGACUACUCGGUGGUUGGUGUGCCUCUGGAGAAGAUAGCAGGGAUACUGCUGGACUCAGAGAUGCAAAGCGUCAGCUUUCUGCUGGGAAAGACUCCUCCUGUGGAGAGACACUCGCCAAUGUCCUGCGUAGACGACAGAGAGAUAGAAAAGUUUAUGAGCAUUGGAAAGAAUGCAAAGAAUUUCCAGAUACAGGACAAAAAGCCCAUAGACCUGCUGAUUAUUGGAGGAUGCAAGCUUGCAGAUAAAAUACAGCUGGUUGAGAAUCUGUCAACCAUUGCAUCAAAUAUCUUCCUGGGCGGCUUGCUGGCUCUUCCUCUUUUGGAAAAACCGCUGAGCAAAGAGGUGGAGAAUCUCAUAGAAAGCACAAUAUACGAGCGAAUUUCAGUCUUCUUCCCAGCAGACUAUGUGCUAAAGGACCAGUCAGUGGUCUCAGCAAAGGCAGCAGCGCAGAGAAUGAGCGAAAUAAAAGAUAUUGGGCCAAAAACGGAAGAGCUGCUGGCUGAUCUGAUAUCGCAGAGUUUUAGCAUUUUCUGGAACGGCACGCUUGGGCAGGCAGAGAUCAAAGAGUUUGCACACGGAACAGACACUGCGCUCACAUGCAUAAAGAAAAGGAGGGAAAAGCUGCAUGAAGAGAGCGCAAGAACGAUGAUCUGUGCUGGGGGCGGGGACACUGGAGGGUACAUAAACGCAAAUGGGCACAGGGGGUCUUUUGAUCUUAUUUUCACGGGAGGCGGAGCUACGCUGGCUGCUCUGCAGGGAGACAUCCUCCCGGGCGUCCACGCCCUUUCCGACAGAAAGAAUGUUUGA